This is a messenger RNA of Lepus europaeus (European hare), 1081 nucleotides long. Its product is annotated as protein FAM169B-like. The transcript has 8 exons. Gene Ontology annotation, molecular function: acyltransferase activity, transferring groups other than amino-acyl groups. NCBI's taxonomy places the organism in Eukaryota, Metazoa, Chordata, Mammalia, Lagomorpha, Leporidae. Bases 34 to 924 code for a protein of 296 amino acids. The record is from RefSeq and is a predicted model, not a curated record.
GCGGACGAGCCGGGCGUGGCGCAGAGCCCGAGCAUGGAGGCCGAGGCCGUCCGCGGAGCCGCAGGCAUCUACCCAGUGGAUGUUUUGGAAGACGACCCCGAUGGGCAUUGGGAAGCAACCCUGACUUACUACACCUCACUCAGAGAAGGCGCUCACACCCCUCCCGCCGCCCUGCGCUUUCCCACAGGGGAGCAGGUGAAACUUGAAGCUUCAUCUGUUUGCCUUUGCACUGUGUACCGUGAUGACCCUCAGCAUAAGCUAUUGGUGUUGGUAAAUCCCCAGGACACAAAGACAGUUGUCGCUGUUUACGUGAAGGAGUCCUGGUGGUGCACGGAAGACGUCCUGAGGACCUCUGAUCCCGCGAGAGAAGGUUUGAUGGAGGUUCGGGCGUUUGGGGAGAGGAUCGUGCUUUUCAUCCUCAACGUCGUCAUUUUUGGAAGAGCCGAGAGAAGCUUGGAUGAUGACGCCAUGUUUUUUUUGCCUCACUCCGUGACGGAGCGAGCCAAGAUUCUGUGGAGAAAUGGAGCAGCCGUUGGGUUUUACACCACCAAAAGGAAAGGCAGCCUGUGUGGCGAUGGCACCGGCGCGUGCUACCUGCUGCCUGUCUUGGAUACCGUGUUCGUCAGGAGGAAGCACCGUCGCCAGGGCUUGGGGACAGCCAUGCUGCGGGACUUCUGUGAGACGUUCUCCGAGGACGAGGCCCUGGGAGUCAGCUGCCCCAUUUCUCCUGCCAUGUACCAAGUCUGUAGGCAGUUCCUGUUGGCUUGUCCUGAGGAGCGAGGCCGCCUGUGGGAGGUGGAGCCCCCGGGGGCCUGGGGCCAGCGCACCAGCAUCUGGCUCAAAGUUCAACUUCAGCAGGCAAGAGUUGGAGAGUGGGAAGAAUCUUCAGCGAAGGUGUCCAGUGUCCAUGCUGAGAAGCCGUGAACUGAAUUCCUUAGCUGCCGUUCCUCUUCCCCUGGCUGCUUCAUUUCACACCAGAUAUGAGGGCUCUUCACAGAGUUCAUGGGAGAUGUGUAUUAUGAGAAAACUAUGGCCGGCGCCGUGGCUCAACAGGCUAAUCCUCCGCCUUGCGGCGCCGGCA